Molecule: messenger RNA, 1045 nt
Organism: Raphanus sativus (radish)
Lineage: Eukaryota; Viridiplantae; Streptophyta; Magnoliopsida; Brassicales; Brassicaceae
Product: guanine nucleotide-binding protein subunit gamma 3
Exons: 6
Coding region: 244-945 (233 amino acids)
Source: RefSeq, a predicted model, not a curated record
GCAGAGUUUUGAGUUUAUAUUCAGGACGAGAUCAUUUUCACGUUUCGUCCACCGAAUUAAUGGUUUAAAAUAAUAAAAGCUCAAAAUUCAAAGAGACAAAGAGCCUUAAAAGGGGCAGAGGAAGCCGCUUCUUGUUCCUCUUUUUUUCCUUCUUUCUCGAUCGUCACUGCAUGUUUUGUUCUUGACUCGAACCGUUCCUCUCUGGAGUUUUUACACUACCAGAGAAGAUAAACUCCGGGGACAAUGUCUGCUCCUUCAUGCAGUGUCGGAGGAGAAGUAGGUGGUGAAACAUGUUCGGCUCUUGCUAACUCUUCCUUACCUCCGCCUUGUCCGAAGUCUCCGCCGGAAUAUCCAGAUUUGUACGGGAAACGUAGAGAGGCGGCGAGAGUUCAGAUGCUAGAGAGAGAGAUUGGUUUUCUCGAGGGGGAAAUUAAAUUCAUCCAAGGCGUACAACCGGCUUCUAGAUGCUGCAAAGAGGUCUCUGAUUUUGUCGUUGCAAAUUCUGACCCAUUGAUCCCUGCACAACAAAAGAGUCAAAGACACGGUCGGUUCUGGAAGUGGCUAUGUUGCGGUAUUCCGUGCUUGAGCCUAGCGAGUUUCUGCUGUUGCUGCCGAUCCGAGUGUUCCUGCCAUCUGAAGAAGCCCAAGUGCUGCAUUGGUUCCAAAUGCUGUGGCGGAUCAUGCAGCUCAAAUAGCUGCUGUUGCUCGAGCUGUUCAUGCUUCCGAUGUUGUUGCCGUUCUUGUCCGGACUUAUCUUGCUGCAUGCCCACCUGUUUCCGCAGUUGCACUCGACCAUCGUGUCUGAAUAAGAAGAAGAGCUCUUGUUGCCGCUGCAGCUGCAAGAUCAGAUUGUCAUCUUGUUUUAGAUGUCCCAAGUUACGACUUCGUUGUUGUUUUUGCAAUUGUAAAAAUCUAUGCUCUAAUCCUUGUUGUUUAGCUUUCUAAACACUAUUAUAGUUAUAGCUAUUUCCUCUAUAGUCAUAUUCUUGUUCACUUCUUUAUCUUCUUACUAAUUGUAAUAAGCCUGUGGAUAUUUUCUUUUUGA